CAGCGAGGUCACACUGGGGAGAGACCAUUCACCUGCUUUGAGUGUGGGAAGGGAUUCACUUGUUCAUCCAACUUGAUGAGACACCAGCGAGUUCACACUGACAACAGACCUUUUAAAUGCCCGGACUGUGAGAAGUGCUAUAAAACUUCAGAUAAACUUAUGUCCCAUCAACAUAUUCACACUGAUGAGAGACCGUUCAGGUGCUCUCACUGUGGGAGUGGGUUCAGGCGAUCAUCUGAACUCACUGUACACCAACGAAUUCACACUGGGAAGAGACCAUUCCUCUGCUCUGAGUGUGGGAUGGGAUUCACUCAAUCAGCCAAUCUGCUGUCACACCAGCGAGUUCACACUGACGAGAGACCUUUUAAAUGCAUAGACUGCAGGAAAUGCUUUAAAAGGUCUGGGGAUCUGAUGUCCCAUCAACGUAUUCACACUGAUGAGAGACCGUUCAGAUGCUCGCACUGUGAGAUUGGGUUCAGGCAAUCGUCUCAGCUCACUGAACACCAGCGAAUUCACACUGGAGAGAGGCCGUUCACCUGCUCCGAGUGUGGGAAGGGAUUUACUCAGUCAUCCCACCUGCAGACACACCAACGAGUUCACAGUGUGGAGAGACCAUUCACCUGUUUCAUGUGUGGGAAGAGAUUCACUCAGUCAUCUACACUGAUGAGACACCAGCAAGUUCACAAAUAAUUACAGUGAUUGGAUUGCUGUUAAUCAUGUCUCGGACUGAACCAUGUUCAUUGGGGUCUGUUUUUGCUGAUAUUAAUAAACUCCAGCCCAGUUAUAAUGGUUAAAAUUUUGGAUAAAAGUCAAAUAAAUCAAUAAUAAUAUAAAAACAAAAAACUGUGGAUGCUGGAAAUCCAAAACAAAAACAGAAUUACCUGGAAAAACUCAGCAGGUCUGGCAGCAUUGGCGGAGAAGAAAAGAGUUGACGUUUUGAGUCCUCAUGACCCUUCAACAGAACUGUUUCAAAUAAAUCAACUUUGUUCUAAA
Messenger RNA from Carcharodon carcharias (great white shark), 993 nucleotides. Its product is annotated as zinc finger protein 239-like. The transcript has a single exon. The annotation marks the transcript as partial. Lineage: Eukaryota; Metazoa; Chordata; Chondrichthyes; Lamniformes; Lamnidae. The record is from RefSeq and is a predicted model, not a curated record.